GUAUCUGCCACGUGUAAAAUUGAUUUUGGUGGAAUCAAGCAUACAAAAUUUCAUGCAGCUGAAACAUCAGAUCCUGAUCUCAAUCACACGUGUUCGUCUAUUAGGAGUUUGGAGUUCUUCUAGAUGAUACUGCUCCUUGUGCUUCCUCUCUGAACUACAAGUCUAAAACAGUAGGAGAGAGUGUGAGAGUCACGAUUCACUACGCACCCUCCACGCGUACUUAAGCAACCACCGGGCCUUCAAUUAUUUCUUUUCCGUCAUGGCUUCCGAUAAAUGAUUCACUUUCUGAGGUUUGCACAAGUUGUACUACAAUUCUACAAAUUUGCUAUGAGGGAGCGUCAUUUGGAUAUGUACACAGCUUACAAACGUGCGUCAUCAAAGGACUAUGUUAGUGAUUACGACAGAGAAGAGGGCUCAGCACGUUUGCUGAAUGGAUUAGGAAAAGAAAUUGGGAACCCUUCCUGGAAACGUCCUCUGCCACAUGUACUUGUGGCAACUAUUGCUUCCCUCUUAUUUGGCUACCAUCUCGGAGUAGUUAACGAGACACUAGAAAGCAUGUCUUUAGAUCUUGGCUUUAGUGGAAGUACCAUGGCUGAAGGUCUUGUGGUGAGUACAUGUCUAGCGGGUGCUUUUGUUGGAUCUUUAUUCAGUGGUUGGAUUGCUGAUGGGGUGGGGCGCCGCAGAGCAUUCCAGCUGUGUGCUUUACCAAUGAUAAUUGGAUCUGCAAUGAGCGCAUCAACAAAAGAUCUGUGGGGCAUGCUACUGGGAAGACUGUUUGUUGGAACUGGGAUGGGUAUUGGGCCAGCAGUUGUCGCUCUCUAUGUGGCAGAGGUUUCACCAACUUAUGUAAGAGGUGCUUUUGGGAGUUGCACUCAAAUCGCUACAUGUAUAGGACUUUUGGGGGCUCUAUUUAUUGGUAUCCCAGCCAAGGAUACUGCUGGUUGGUGGCGUACUUGUUUCUGGGUAUCUGCCAUUCCUGCAGCAGUACUUGCUCUUUUCAUGGAGUUCUCUGCUGAGAGUCCUCAUUGGCUUUUCAAGAGGGGAAGAAGUGCUGAAGCUGAAGCCGCGUUUGAAAAGCUUUUAGGAGGAUCACAUGUCAAAUUUGCAAUGGCAGAAUUGUCGAAGUCGGGCCCUGGAGAUGAGUUGGAUUCUGUAAAGUUAUCAGAGUUACUCUAUGGCCGCCAUUCUAGGGUGCUUUUCAUUGGGUCUACCCUUUUUGCUUUACAACAGUUAUCGGGCAUAAAUGCGGUGUUUUAUUUCUCAUCAUCUGUCUUCAAAAGUGCGGGUGUUCCUUCAGACUCUGCAAACAUAUGUGUAGGAGUUGCAAAUUUAUUCGGAUCAAUUGUUGCAAUGCUUUUGAUGGACAAAUUGGGAAGAAAGCUUCUUCUUCUUGGGAGUUUCUCAGGAAUGGCAGUGGCUAUGAGCCUUCAAGCAAUGGCUGCAACUUCCUUCACAUCUAGGUCUGGAGCACUAUAUCUAUCUGUUGGGGGCAUGCUCCUGUGUGUCUUGACAUUUUCUCUUGGUGCUGGACCAGUACCUGGUCUCCUUUUAUCAGAAAUAUUUCCAAAUCGAAUAAGGGCAAAGGCAAUGGCACUAUGUAUGGCCGUGCAUUGGGUAGUGAAUUUCUUUGUUGGUUUGUUCUUCCUGCGUUUGCUGGAGCAACUUGGGCCACUACUCCUUUAUGCAAUCUUUAGCUCCUUUUGUUUGUUAGCAGUGAUUUUCGUGAAGAAAAAUGUACUGGAAACAAAAGGAAAAUCACUCCAAGAAAUUGAGAUUGCACUUCUUCCCCAAGAAUAGAGGUUUAUAGAUUUAGCUGGGGGAAUAAAUUUACGGAGGUGGCAGAAUUGAAGGUUGACAUAUCAAUUGCAUCUCUAGUGCCUGCAUUUUGGAACCAUUUGAGAGACAUGGUUCGGCAACGGCACACUCACACCACAGAUAGAGCAUUUUAGAAGAUAAUCACCACUUGCCUGCCAUGGAAGGAGUCUUUAUUCAAUUGAUCCUUUACUUCUCGCCUUGAAUAUUCUCUGAGCGCAUAGCUGUAUUAUUUUGAGAUUGUUGAUGCAGAGGCAGUAUGGUAUAGGUGAUAGGCCCAAGUGUGUAGUGUAAGUUUUAGUGCAUUUUUUUGGAUUGGCGGGGUAAUGUUACUAAAGAUAAGUUUGGUUACAACUCAAGAUCAUUGAAUUGAGGUCAUGCUUGAUAAGGUGGAGAUUAUCAUGGCUUUGGCUGAAUGGUGCUUUGUGUAGUUGGGGUGUUUGCGUCUGUGUAGGGUCAUGGCCAUAUUUACACACAAAAAAUGAGAACUGAGGUUCUGCUUGGCGCUGAAUCUACAAAAUUACCUUGGUUGUGGCCCUUGUAGGUUGAGCCGUGCA
Molecule: messenger RNA, 2369 nt
Organism: Tripterygium wilfordii
Lineage: Eukaryota; Viridiplantae; Streptophyta; Magnoliopsida; Celastrales; Celastraceae
Product: probable plastidic glucose transporter 3
Exons: 15
Coding region: 274-1797 (507 amino acids)
Biological process (GO): monosaccharide transmembrane transport
Cellular component (GO): membrane
Molecular function (GO): hexose transmembrane transporter activity
Source: RefSeq, a predicted model, not a curated record